GCGCGGAAUGUUACAGACGUGGAAUGUCAACAGAAAACAGGUUGUAAGAAUUACGUCAGGUAACUGUGCACCAACAUCACCAUGUGCAAGAUGUGUGGCAAUGUGCGUGAUGCCCAAGUACAAACCCACGGCUGAUCAUCUGUUGGUAAACAUAAAAGUCGCAUAGUUGAUUAUGUUUUAUAAUUCACCGAAUUUGGUACAUUUAGUUGCCUAUAUUUUAUUUGGUAACCUCAAUGUAAUUCAGUCUUUUAAAAGCGGGAAACCGUGAAGCGCACUUCUGAAAUUAGUUUUUGUGAACAACUGCACUGUGAAAAGAUAAAAAAUGAGUCUGUGGUUAGAUAAGUACCGUCCCACUGAUCUAUCAAAGUUACAUUAUCAUCAUGAACAAGCCGAAAAUCUUCGCAAUUUGACAAAACAAGGAGAUUUUCCACAUUUAUUAGUUUAUGGCCCCGCCGGUGCCGGUAAGAAAACGCGUAUUAUGUGCCUCCUGAAAGAGCUCUACGGUCCCGGUGUCGAGAAACUACGCAUCGUCAAAAUGAACUUUACCACCGCCUCUAAUAAAAAACUUGAAGUAUCCACCCUGAGCAGCAAUUAUCACAUUGAAGUAAACCCUUCUGAUGUGGGCAUUUACGACCGGAUUGUAGUGAUGGAACUCAUUAAAAACGUCGCACAAUCACAUCAGUUGGACGUGAAUGGUCAACGUGAGUUUAAAGUCAUUGUCCUUACUGGCGUUGAUGAGUUGACAAAAGAUGCACAGCAUGCUUUGAGAAGAACCAUGGAAAAGUACAUCACCCACUGCAGGCUAAUUUUGUGUGCAAACUCAACUUCAUUGGUAACACCAGCAAUUAAGUCUAGAUGUUUGAGCAUUCGCGUUCCUGCCCCCACCGCGGCAGAAAUUAUUAAUGUCUUGCAGAUUGUUGCAAAGAAAGAAAAGUACAAUCCACCUGAGGAAAUGCUUCAGACAAUUUCACAAAAGUGUGACAGGAAUUUACGGCGCGCUCUUCUGAUGCUCCAGGCAGCUAGCCAAGACCCAAAGUCACAGAUUAGAGAACCUGAUUGGAUGCUGCACAUUCAACAUGUAGCUGAUGAGAUAUUAACACAGCAGAGCAUUCAAAAGAUUGCCAAUGUCAGGAACAUGCUAUAUGAAUUAAUAAUUCACAAUAUUCCGACAAAUAUCAUUUUCAAAACAUUGUUGGAUAAACUUUUGGCAAAGUGUGAUAUUUCACUGCAUGAGAAAGUGGUGGGUCUGGCAGCCGAAUAUGAACAUCGCUUGCAUCACGGUAACAAAAAAAUCUUCCACUUGGAAGCAUUUGUUGCUAACUUUAUGUAUAUCUAUAAGGAAUUUUUAGAGGACGCUUUGGACGCACUAAUGUAAUCUCAUUACUUUUUUCAAUAAAUAUUUAUAUACUUUCCAAAAA
Dalotia coriaria is the source of this 1418-nucleotide messenger RNA. RefSeq names its product replication factor C subunit RfC38 (gene RfC38). Gene Ontology annotation, cellular component: nucleus; DNA replication factor C complex. Gene Ontology annotation, molecular function: DNA clamp loader activity; DNA binding. Gene Ontology annotation, biological process: DNA repair; DNA-templated DNA replication. NCBI's taxonomy places the organism in Eukaryota, Metazoa, Arthropoda, Insecta, Coleoptera, Staphylinidae. The transcript is spliced from 2 exons. The record is from RefSeq and is a predicted model, not a curated record. Bases 323 to 1375 code for a protein of 350 amino acids.